Molecule: messenger RNA, 859 nt
Organism: Marchantia polymorpha subsp. ruderalis
Lineage: Eukaryota; Viridiplantae; Streptophyta; Marchantiopsida; Marchantiales; Marchantiaceae
Source: the annotation of a GenBank genome assembly
AUUGCAAGACACUGGUACUUUGCGGCCAAGGCUCGCUGCCAUGGACCCAGUGCUACUUGUAUAUGGCCUCGCUGUGCAGACCUUCAAGCUGAAUUCGCUGGAAGGUGAGAACUUCAAAAUUCUCUUGUCGCUCCGAUCUUCCCACAUUGCACAAAUCAGCUGAUCAGAUUACACGGCUAUACUUGAGUAAAUUCUCAGACUUACGCGACUAUCUGUAGUCGGUCACUACGAUGGAUUCCGGAACAUGGCAUGAUACUGACUCUUGCAAGUGUCAUUUAUUGGGCAAGAACAUCAUCGUCUACCUCACGAUUGCUAUGUUUGCUUUGGGUAUCAUUGUACCAGGAUACUUUUAUAUCUCAAAGAUGUAUCAAAUCAAAGCCCUUGAAAAUCGAAUUACAGAAUGUGUAGCGAUGCAUAGGCUACAUUCAGAAGCUAUAGGAAAUUUCAGGGUCUAAUUCAAUGGAGUGAAAAAUAAUACGCCUCGACCUGUUCUGGUGCAGAACCCAUCAGGCAGGUAUAUGAUAGCAAUCAAAAGCAAUUCUACCACGAAUGCAGCUUCAAGCUCGGAAGGUCCAGAGAGAGAUGACAUUGAAAGUUUGGAAUCUGAGCAGACAGAAUAGCUUCCAGCUCCUGAUUACAGUUGAAUGUCAUCAUGACAUUGGAGGACUGAAGUACGAUUAUGUAGCGGCUGGAAUUCAAUCUACUGGCACAUUACAAAACUGCUUUAGUUUCAUGAUAUAGUGAAGCAUGCUUCAUCAUAUUAACCCUUUAUCGCUUUCCACUGUGCUUUCUACUUCCAACUUAAAAUUUGUUCAAGCAUAUCGUACAGGAGUGUGGACUGGAAUUGGAUCAAUCGAGU